CAGCUUGGGGUCUAGGUAGGCUCGUCUGCUUCGUCCCACUCCCUGGGAUCUGGGCGCUCCUGCAGAGAGGUCUGUGGGGAGAAGCCCCCGGUUCUCCGCCCCGGCUCUGCAGCUGCGAGCAGCCCCGCCGGCCUCUCCCGCCUGCCCUGAGAUCCCGCGGAAUCCCUGCAAAACCCCCGCCCGCCCGCCCGCCCGGGCAGAAGGAUCCCUGAGGAUGAGCGGCUGCCUCCCCGCGGGCUUCUCCUCCGCCUUGCUCCUCGGAGUCUUCCUGGGCUGGACACUUUCCGGCAGCAGGUUGGCCCGGAGCUCCUCAGACUUCUCAGAGAAAAUGGACGACGGAGCAGCAGCAGAAGGAAUGUCGAAGAAGAUGGCCAAGGGGACAGGAGCCGGCAAUUCAAAUCCAGCCCCACAGUUAUUGUCUGAAGGUUAUAUAGCGAGUAUUUUAAAGAAUUACACGGACCACGCCUGUGACGGGGACUAUGUCUUGCUGAGAUGCCCACACAGAACCACCAUCAGUAUCCAGGCAUCUUUUUAUGGCCGGCUGGUGCCGAGCCAUCAAAUGUGUCCUUCCCGCUACCCACAGUCCUCUGCCACUCUGGUCAAGGAGGAUGUUUCCUGUUCUGCCAGUACUUCCCUUCAGAAGAUACUGGAAGAGUGUCAGGACAAAAGGAGUUGCCAAUUUCUUGUCAACAAUCGACUGUUUGGUGUCGAUCCGUGCCCUGGAACCAGCAAGUACCUCCUUGUGUGGUAUAAAUGCAGGCCAAAUGAGUAUAAGAGUAAAGUAGCCUGUGAAGAUGAUAAACUUCGACUGAGCUGCAAACGAAGCUUGGUGAUAGCUAUUUACUCUGCCAUCUUUGGAAGAAACCAUGGAGGGAACCUGGAAUGUCCCUACCACGAUCUAGGAAUCCCUGCAAUAGCAUGCCACUCUGACAACGCCCUUCAGCUCAUGACGAGGCGCUGCCAUGGCAAGCGGACCUGCAGUGUGUAUGCCAGCACUUACGAAUUUGGAGACCCAUGUUACCCAGUUGGCAUCCCCAAACACCUCAAUGUUAUCUACACAUGCGUGCCCAAGAAACUGCUGCAUGAAACUCAGCCAAACCCCACAAGCUACCAGGGGGUUCCACAGACCCGUUUCCCACAACUGCCAAGAGAACCCGAUCCAAACGUCAUAGGAGACGGAACGUUUAUCUCUGAUGCCUCAUCCUCCACUGCAGAUCACAUCCUUCCAGAAAAGGAAAAAGGGAGGUCCGCUGCUACCUUUUAUCCAUUAGACACCCGGCCGUUGCUGCUCCCGGUGGAUGAGAGGACCGUGGUCAGCAACACGAUGGAGCCUGCGGGUACCGGCGCAGAGAUGGAACUGCUAAGCAACAUCCUGGCUGCAUCUUCCUUCAUCACAGAAAACCCGGAGCGAGCUGCUCUGUAUUUUGUCUCUGGCGUUUGCAUCGGACUUCUCCUGACCCUGCUUGCUUUGGUGCUCCGCGUUUCUUGUCGGACCGACUGCAAACGAUCACGGCCAAAGAAGCCGCCACGGGAAACCGGCAGUGACAGCAGCGAGAGCGACGAUGACUCGGACACAAUGUCGGACCUGUCAGCCCGCCGACAUCGCAGGUUCGAAAGGACUUUGAACAUGAACGUCUUCACCUCUGCCGAGGAGCUGGAGAGGGCCCAGCGGCUGGAGGAAAGGGAGCGCAUCAUCCGAGAAAUAUGGAUGAACGGACAGCCAGAUAUUCCGGGGACCAGGAGCCUGAACCGCUACUACUAACAGCUGGCCCAGUUGAGUCUUUGGCACUACAUGGAUGAUACCUUUUUUACGCCAGCGAGGCUGGAAGAAGGCAGAGAGGUGACUCGAAUGUCUUCCUUUCCUUUCCAAAGAGCUGAUAGAAGGAUCGUCAACAACAAGCAAUGCAACUUCCCAUCAUUCCCUUUAAGCCUCGGAAUGGCUACACAAGCCAGGUUGACCACCAAAAAGUAUUUCUUUACACGUGCAUGAAAUCUCUCUCGUUACAGGAGAAAGGACGGCCAGUUGGUGUCAUUCUGAAGUGGACACCUGAGAUUAGCACUUGAUAUUCUGGAAGAUUUGGAAAUUAUGGCACAGAUUCUUUUACUGUUGUUUUGCAGGGGAGGGGGGGGGGUUGUUUUUGGUUUUUGUGUGUUACGAUGAGGAGCUUGGUAACAAAUAUUAUAAGACUGAUGGGUUGGAUCCAGAGGACUUCUGUUAAUUCAGUGGACAGUUUUGUCUGUGCAAGGAGGUGGGGAGACUCCACUUUCUGUAGGUUCACGGCCCCCUCUGGGAUCCCUCCGUGUUUGUGAGGCUCAUAACAUUGCCAGCCCCAGGUUGGGGGAUACCUGGAGAUUUGGAGGGGGAGCCUGAGGGGGGGAGGGUUUAGGGAGGGGGAGGACUUCAGUGGGGUUCGACGCCACUUGUGCUCCUCAGAUCCAACCCCAUGUUGGUGACGAACAAACUGCAGCUCACAAUCACAGAGAAUGAUGGUUUUGUAUCAUCAGAAAGUUGCGGAAUGACCCUAGUUGGAAAAAAGAAGAAAGAAAACGAGGAGGAGGAAGAGGACGAAGGCCGCUUCAGAAACUGGGAAUUCCUCUACUAUGAAAUCAUCUCAGUGCUUGGAUGUUCAGUACUUUAUAUCUUAUUUAAGACUGGUUUUUUAAAAGCCUUUCUUUUCAGAGGCAGCAUUUCUUUCUUUUUUUUAACUGACAACUCAGGGAUAAAAUCCUUCCCCACAACCCGAGUGAAUUGAUGCCCCCGUCUGUCCUUCCUUUCUAUAUGUUCUUCCAGCAGGGACCAUACGAUGUUACAGGAGCUGUGCCAGUGAUGGGUAAACUGUUAACAACCUCAAAGAGGUUGAAAGAUUUUUCUGUUUGUUUGCUUGAAGAAAUAUAUAUAUAUAUAUAUUUGAAGAUGCUGCACAAUGAUGUGCCUUAUUGAUUAAAAAACAGUUUUCUUACAGGCAAA
Sphaerodactylus townsendi is the source of this 2968-nucleotide messenger RNA. Its product is annotated as protein eva-1 homolog C-like. The record is from RefSeq and is a predicted model, not a curated record. The transcript is spliced from 9 exons. NCBI's taxonomy places the organism in Eukaryota, Metazoa, Chordata, Lepidosauria, Squamata, Sphaerodactylidae. Gene Ontology annotation, molecular function: carbohydrate binding. The coding region runs from base 215 to 1762 and encodes 515 amino acids.